AUGACCCAAAUGCGAAAUGCAAACGUUGCUGGUCCACAUCUCUGCAGAGCUCAUAUGUCCGUGGGAAAGUACCUGGCAAUUGAAUUCUUGUCCGACAUUAUUGGCGUUGAAGAGUAUUCCAUUCCACAUGUUCUGGGAUAUCAGACAAGUGGUCAUCAGCUAUACCAUGAAAAUCAAACGUUGAUUGUGGCGGUAAUGCGGGCAGGAGAGCCCAUGGCUCGUGGAGUUUGGGAGAGCUUUCCUAAGUCAUCUUUUCUGCAUGUGAAAUCACCAGAGGAUGUUAAGCCUCACCAUGUACAGGGGAAAGUCACCAUCAUCCUAGUUGACUCCGUGAUCAAUAGCGGCAAGACAGUAGCCGAGUUUCUAGGACGGAUCCAAAUCUUACACUCUACCGUCCGCAUUGUGGUGGUUGCUGGCGUUGUUCAGGCAGAAUGCAUCUCCAGGCGAGCCCUCACGCAAAAGCUUCGCUACGGAGCAAAGGUGACUGUUGUUGCUCUCCGGGUAUCACAGAACAAGUAUACAGGCAGAGGCUCUACCGACACUGGAAAUAGGCUUUUCAACACGACCUCCUUGCCUUGA
Molecule: messenger RNA, 579 nt
Organism: Trichophyton rubrum CBS 118892
Lineage: Eukaryota; Fungi; Ascomycota; Eurotiomycetes; Onygenales; Arthrodermataceae
Exons: 1
Coding region: 1-579 (192 amino acids)
Source: RefSeq, a predicted model, not a curated record